Messenger RNA from Zerene cesonia (dogface butterfly), 952 nucleotides. RefSeq names its product ribosome maturation protein SBDS-like. The transcript is spliced from 2 exons. Bases 145 to 900 code for a protein of 251 amino acids. The record is from RefSeq and is a predicted model, not a curated record. Gene Ontology annotation, biological process: cytosolic ribosome assembly; ribosome biogenesis. Lineage: Eukaryota; Metazoa; Arthropoda; Insecta; Lepidoptera; Pieridae.
CAAUAGUCUAUCGUUCCAGUAUAUAAGUGUAUAAUCUAUGGUCUAUCGAAUAAAAGCGAAUAAAUUUUUUUUCAUGAAAAUGUCAAAAUAAUAAGAAAUUGUACAUGAUAUCUCGAAUUUCUAUGAGAAUAACAAUUGUGCAAAAUGUCCAAGAUAUUUACUCCAACAAAUCAAAUACGAUUAACAAAUGUGGCUAUUGUUAGGCUAAAAAAAGGUGGAAAGCGAUUUGAAAUAGCAUGUUAUAGGAAUAAAGUUGUAUCAUGGCGCAAUAAAGUAGAAAAGGAUAUUGAUGAAGUUCUACAAACACACACCGUAUUUACAAAUGUUUCUAAAGGUCAAGUAGCAAAAAAAGAAGAUCUUGUAAAGAUAUUUGGUAAAGAUGAUCAAACAGAGAUAUGUAAAGAGAUAUUAGAAAAAGGAGAGUUACAAGUAUCAGACAAAGAAAGGCAUUCUCAAAUUGAUGCCCUCUUUAAAGAUAUUGCAACUACAGUAGCAGAUAAAUGUGUAAAUCCUGAAACUAAGCGACCAUAUCCUGUCUCAAUAAUAGAAAAAGCUAUGAAAGAUAUCCACUUUUCUGUUAAUGUUAAUAAAAGUGCAAAACAACAAGCUCUUGAUGUGAUCCAACUUGUAAAGAAAGAAAUACCUCUUGAAAGAGCACAAAUGAGAGUCAGAAUUGUUUUAGGUGGUAAGGAAGCCCGGAAGGUAAGAGACAAAGCAGUUAAAUUAACAACAACAGUAGAAGAAGAAAAUUGGGAUGCUGGGACUGCUACUAUUAUUUGCCUUAUUGAUCCUGGCAGCUUCAGAAAUCUUGAUGAAAUGAUAAGAACCGAAACUAAAGGAAGCGGCCAGUUUGAAUUACUUAACUUAAAAGAAACAGUUGAAGGAGAGCAAGCACUGUAAUGAUUUGUAAUUAUUUUAUAUAUAGGUAUCAAAUAAAAUAUUUGUUAUUUUG